Molecule: messenger RNA, 966 nt
Organism: Helianthus annuus (common sunflower)
Lineage: Eukaryota; Viridiplantae; Streptophyta; Magnoliopsida; Asterales; Asteraceae
Product: PKS-NRPS hybrid synthetase CHGG_01239-like
Exons: 2
Coding region: 1-966 (321 amino acids)
Molecular function (GO): DNA-binding transcription factor activity, RNA polymerase II-specific
Source: RefSeq, a predicted model, not a curated record
AUGUCUGGAUUUUCAACAGAUCAGGUGUUCAAGUCUCGUGAAGAGUUGAUGGAAUGGGUUAGAAACACCGGACGUAGUCUUGGCUACGCUAUUGUGACUAAAAGAUCGAAAGCUAAAAAUGGCUACGUGUCUAAAGUUGUACUUAUGUGUGAUCGUGGUGGUGUGUAUAAAUCAGAUAAAGAUUCAAGUAGAGAGACCGGCACUAGAAAGAUAAAUUGCCUGUUUGAAAUGGUAGGGAAAUUUUCAAAAAAGAAUGGUUCUUGGACGUUAAAAGUAAAACCUGGUGAGCAUAAUCAUCCACCCGGAGAAUAUAUGGAGGGACACCCAAUCCUCAAACGAUUGACACCUAAUGAACACCAAUUGGUGGCAGAGUUGACGGGGAAGGGUGUGUUCCCAAAAGAUAUUUUAGGUGUUAUGAAGGAGCGUGAUGAAAAUAAUGUCUCUACAAUUAAAAACAUAUAUAACGCACGUGAUAAAAUUCGAGCAACGGAUCAUAAAGGGAAAUCUUUGAUGGAUGUGCUAAUGUCUCAUUUAAAUGAUAAAGGGUAUACUUUUGAAAUUUCUACCAAUAGAGUUUCAAACAUGUUGGAAGACUUAUUCUUUGUUCCUAAAAUCUCAUACAAGUACUUCCUUGAUUUUCCACAUGUGUUGCUUAUGGAUGUCACAUACAAUACGAACAAGUAUAAAUUGCCUUUUCUUGAAAUUGUUGGUGUAACUUCUACCAACAAGACAAUCUCCAUAGCUUUUGCAGUUAUGCGUAAAGAAACAGAGGAGAAAUAUCUUUGGGCAUUAAACUGUUUAAAAUCAACUCUAGAUGAGAAGAGCAUGCAACAACCACAUGUUAUAGUUACGGACAGGGAGUUAGCUCUGAUGAAUGCAUGCGAGAAAGUUUUUCCGAAUGCUACCCGAUUACUUUGUAGGUGGCACGUUUCUCAAAGUAUAUUUAGAAAAAAGAAACAAAUUUAA